AUGUCUCGUAUUCAUGGCGUUUCCAACCCCCAGCACCGAGUUAGCGCGGGUCCGAAGCGACCGACCGAUUCCAUGUAUAUGUCACUAAAAGUGAACAUCUCAAUGAUCAUCCUCAUUGCUACAUUCAUCUUCGUUUUCGCCACCAUUAUCCGUUCCUCCACACCAUCUCCGCUCCCUCCUUCACACGCGGCAUCCGAUGGAGAGACGAUUAUUAGAAGAUUUCAAACUCUGGGCAGAACGACUGUCUGGAAGAGUAUUGCAAACAUUAGCUUCCAUGGUGACACGUUUGAACCCGAAGGUCUCGUCCGCUUGGGCCCGGAUCGUUAUGUAGUUAGUUGUGGAGAGUAUACUGAGCGUACGCAAAAGUAUCCUCAUCCCAUCAAUGGGACCGAUCGGACGCCAGGAAAAGGAUUUGCCCAUUUGAUGGUGUAUAAUGGCAAGGGAGAACGAAUUGCUGACGCGACGAUUACAAGAGAGGGGGAUGAAGAGUAUCACAACGGCGGGAUUGACUACGAUGGACAGUGGAUUUGGGGGACUGUUGCACAGUACCGGCCAAACAGCACAGCAUAUAUUUAUAAAGCAAACCCAUAUAACUUGAAGACAGAGAUCGUGCUACAGUUUACCGAUCAUCUGGGCGGCAUCGUUCACGAUACUACCAAGAACAGCCUCACAACACUAAACUGGGGAAGCCGAAAUGCAUAUGUCUGGGCUCUCAAAGAGGGAGGAGUGGCCGAUUGUUUCAUCCAAAAGCCUAAGUCAACGACCCGCAACCCAAGUUACUUCGUCGACUACCAGGAUUGUAAAUGGCUGGGCCAAAGCGAAUUCUACAAUGGCGCGAGCGUGAUGCUUUGCUCUGGCGUGACUGCCUUGGAUGGCGGUUAUAGUCUCGGUGGGAUUGCGUUGGUUCAUGCUGAGACAAUGCAACCUUUGGCUGAAGUGCCAGUCAUGCUCGAGAGCGAGCUUGGAGUGAGAAUGACGCAAAAUCCCAUGGAUGUGAGCGUGGAAGGCGGCAAGUUGAGAUUUUACUGGCUUCCAGAUCAGAGAAAUAGCACAUUGUACAUAUAUGAAGCACAACCUGAUAGUCCUUUUGAGUAUGGCGGAGGACAGAUUUAA
Messenger RNA from Trichoderma virens Gv29-8, 1113 nucleotides. RefSeq lists its product as uncharacterized. The record is from RefSeq and is a predicted model, not a curated record. Lineage: Eukaryota; Fungi; Ascomycota; Sordariomycetes; Hypocreales; Hypocreaceae. The transcript has 2 exons. The coding region runs from base 1 to 1113 and encodes 370 amino acids.